AUGCCAGAGACUACCAAAGUCGUGCCCCUCACUUGCCAUGGACACUCCAGGCCCGUCCCGCAUAUUCACUUCUCGUCUAUCGUAAAUGAAGACCAGUACUACAUCAUCUCUGCUUGCAAGGACGGCAACCCCAUGCUCCGCGAUGGCGUCACUGGUGACUGGAUUGGUACCUUCCUCGGUCACAAAGGCGCUGUCUGGCAAGCGAGAUUAUCUUCGGAUGCCUCUCUAGCAGCUACAGCUUCAGCUGACUUUUCUGCAAAAGUAUGGGAUACACACACCGGAGAAGCCCUCCAUACCCUCUCGCACAAUCAUAUCGUUCGCGCAGUCGCAUUCCCAAAUCAACCUCACCCACAAAUCCUAGCGACGGGUGGCAUGGAGAAGAAGCUGCGCAUAUUCGAUUUGUCACGAAGUGACUCCGCGACGAGCUACGAGAUUGGCGCCGGCGUACACACUGGGACUAUCAAAUCCAUCGUCUGGACAUCAGAUCCUAAUGUGGUGAUCACGGCAGCGGAGGAUAAAAAGGUGCGAUGGUGGGACCUGCGACAGGAGUCUACCAUUGGGGAGUACGCAGUCGAGGGCGUUGUGGGCUCGUGCGAGUUGGAUAAUACUUCCUCGGACGGCAUACUGAGUGUAGCUGCUGGAAACAGCGCUUACUUCUUCAACAGCGUUUCGCCUGCGUCGCUCAUCAAGAGCAUUAAGACACCGUAUGAUAUUGCGAGUGUAGCGUUGCACAACGGACAGCGAAGGUUCGUCACCGGUGGCAGCAACCAGAACGAUACCUGGGUCAGAGUGUGGGAUUUCGACGAGGAGAAAGAGCUCGAGACGAACAAGGGUCAUCACGGUCCAAUCUGGUCAGCGAGCUUCUCGCCAGACGGAAAGCUAUAUGCAACGGGCAGUGAGGAUGGCACCGUCAAGUUGUGGAAGUUCACGACAGGCGCUUAUGGAUUAUGGAAAUAG
Messenger RNA from Dothidotthia symphoricarpi CBS 119687, 957 nucleotides. Its product is annotated as serine/threonine kinase receptor associated protein-like protein. Gene Ontology annotation, cellular component: SMN complex. The transcript has 2 exons. Gene Ontology annotation, biological process: spliceosomal snRNP assembly. Gene Ontology annotation, molecular function: protein binding; RNA binding. Lineage: Eukaryota; Fungi; Ascomycota; Dothideomycetes; Pleosporales; Dothidotthiaceae. The record is from RefSeq and is a predicted model, not a curated record. Bases 1 to 957 code for a protein of 318 amino acids.